CCUAAAUGGAUAGCUUCAAAAAAGGCCAUUAUUAACCCUAAAAAUGAAGAUGAGGAGUGCUUAAAGUGGGGUAUCAUCGCUAGCCUACAUCAUGAGGAGAUAGGGAAAAAUCCAAAUAGAAUUUCCCAGAUGAAACCCUAUGUAGACCUAUACAAUUGGGAGGGUAUAGAGUUUCCAACAAGUAUCAAGGAUAUAUCAAAGUUCGAGGAUAAUAACAAGGAGAUUGCGGUGAACGUCCUGUAUAUAGAUGGAAAGAGGAUCAAUAUCCUACGUCGAUCAACGCAUAACGGGCGUGGCAAGCAGGUGAAUCUACUCCUCCUUACAGAUGAUGCCUAUCGAGGCUUCUGGGUAUUUAGACCUCAAAAAAUACCGCAAAAAUGCACUUCUGCCUAAACUGUCUACAGGCUUUUCCGACAAUUGAAUCGAGGGAUAAGCAUUACAGGCACUGCAUCGAUCACGAGGCUGUUAAUAUUACAAUGCCAACAGAGGCCGAAAAAUGGCUAUAUUAUAGGGAUGGCCAGAAACAAUUCAAGGUACCAUUUGCCAUCUAUGCCGACUUUGAAAGUUAAUUAAUACCAAUGGAAGAGGAUGCCAGAGAGACCAAGACCAAGAAGUUAAGCAGGCACGUACCAUCCCGAUGGUGUGCGUGUACCUAUAGCACAUUUGCCUAUGGGGAUGUGCCGGACCCUUUAACUGUAUACAGAGGCGAGAAAUGCGUCACCCGGUUUGUUAACCAUCUGGAGGACGAGGUGAAACGUCUCUAUAAUACCUACCCGCAGAAGGACAUGAAACCCCUAACGGAGAUCCUAAAAAGAGAACAUGACGAGGCAUCGAAAUGUCAUAUCUGCAUGAAGCGCUUCGAUGACGGCAAGAAUAACUAUAAGGUCAGGGACCAUUGCCACUAUACAGGGCUGUACAGGGGUGCCGCGCAUAACAGCUGUAAUUUGAAGUAUAAGAUUCCAAGCCAUAUUCCCAUCAUAUUCCACAAUCUCUCGGGAUACGACGCACACCUGUUUAUCCGAGAACUGGGUGAGAAGUACAACAUGCAGGAAAUCGGUUGCAUAGCCGAAAAAACCGAAAAGUACAUCUCUUUCAACAUCAAAAUUAAGGUACCCCUUGGAGGUAUGGGGUAUGGUGACGGUGAGAAGUACAAAAAGAUUGAGAUUAGGUUUAUCGAUAGCUGUCGAUUUAUGGCACCCUCAAAGGAUAAAUUGGCAAGCAAUCUCAUUGGUAUAAAUACUGCCGGUAUGAAAUGUAAGCAGUGUGUGCAGAUAACUGUCUUGAAUUCCGGAGCAUAGACGCCGAAUACAUGGCAAGCUUUUGGCGUAAAAAUUGCAAUUCGAAUACCACUAAGCAAGUUAACCGGGAUCAGGUGAAGACGAAUGUGCCAUCCAUUGCCAAAUUUAUCGACAAAGAUGAUGUCUUCAGGCUGAUUCUGAGAGAGGGCAAGUACCCCUAUGAAUAUAUGGACAAUUGGCAAAAAUUUGAAGAGUUGGAGCUACCCCCCAAGAAGGCCUUCUACAGUAAACUUAAUAUGAAGGGGAUAAGCGACAAUGACUAUGCAUACGCAAAAGAGGUAUGGGAUGUCAUUACCCCGGGGGGUGAUAACGUCACUAUGGGGAUCAUCAUGACAUAUAUUUGACCAUAGACGUUCUGCUAUUAGCCGACGUCUUCGAGACGUUUCGAGGCGUCUCCUUGGACAAAUACAGCCUUGACCCUGCACACUUCUACAGCGCACUUGGCUUGGCAUGGAAUGCACUCACUGAAAUUUACGAGCAUAAGGUUAGAGGUUCUCACAGAUCCCGAUAUGCUCCUCAUGUUCGAAAAAGGUAUUUGUGGAGGUAUAGUCCAAGCCGUACAUCGUUAUGCCAAAGCAAAUAAUAAGUAUAUGGGAGAUCAAACACAAAGU
This is a messenger RNA of Hydractinia symbiolongicarpus, 1909 nucleotides long. RefSeq lists its product as uncharacterized. Lineage: Eukaryota; Metazoa; Cnidaria; Hydrozoa; Anthoathecata; Hydractiniidae. The transcript has 2 exons. The record is from RefSeq and is a predicted model, not a curated record. The coding region runs from base 579 to 1298 and encodes 239 amino acids.